Sinocyclocheilus anshuiensis is the source of this 1517-nucleotide messenger RNA. Its product is annotated as rRNA 2'-O-methyltransferase fibrillarin-like. Gene Ontology annotation, biological process: box C/D sno(s)RNA 3'-end processing; rRNA methylation. Bases 130 to 1128 code for a protein of 332 amino acids. The transcript is spliced from 9 exons. Gene Ontology annotation, cellular component: nucleolus; small-subunit processome; box C/D methylation guide snoRNP complex. NCBI's taxonomy places the organism in Eukaryota, Metazoa, Chordata, Actinopteri, Cypriniformes, Cyprinidae. The record is from RefSeq and is a predicted model, not a curated record. Gene Ontology annotation, molecular function: rRNA methyltransferase activity; RNA binding; histone H2AQ104 methyltransferase activity.
GGUGCAUUGUGGGAAACGACGUCCGACGCACACAUGUGGCCACCUGAUCAGUGCAGAACAGUCUGGAGCAAAAGCAGCGGCAGCUGUUUGUAUAAUUAAAACAGGAUUAUCCAUACAUAAUAAAGUGAAAUGAAACCAGAAUUCAGCCCAAGAGGAGGUGGCCGAGGAGGCUUUGGAGGAAGAGGAGGAGGCUUUGGAGGAAGAGGAGGAGGCUUUGGAGGAAGAGGGGGAGGCUUUGGAGGAAGAGGAGGAGGAGGAGGAGACCGGGGUGGAAGAGGAGGAUUUCGAGGAGGUAGAGGUGGUGGCGGUGGAGGAUUUAGGUCCCCUGGAGGUGAUGGUGGCUUCCGUGGACGAGGGGGCGGACGUGGCACUCCUAGAGGCCGGGGAGGAAGAGGAGGGUUCAGGGGGGGCAAACAGGUGACUGUAGAGCCCCAUAGACAUGAAGGGGUUUUUAUCUGCCGUGGUAAAGAGGACGCCCUGGUCACAAAGAACAUGGUGGUUGGAGAAUCUGUGUAUGGAGAAAAGAGAAUAAAUGUUGAGGAAGGGGAAACUAAAAUUGAGUACAGAGCAUGGAAUCCUUUCCGGUCGAAGCUGGCCGCAGCCAUUUUAGGAGGUGUUGACCAGAUCCACAUUAAGCCAGGAGCGAAGGUCAUGUACCUAGGAGCCGCAUCAGGAACUACUGUAUCCCAUGUUUCUGACAUUGUUGGACCGGAGGGAUUGGUGUAUGCUGUCGAGUUCUCCCACAGAUCAGGCAGAGACUUGCUGAAUGUGGCGAAAAAGAGAACCAACAUUAUUCCCAUCAUUGAAGAUGCACGACACCCGCACAAAUACCGCAUGCUUGUUGGUAUGGUGGACGUCAUCUUUGCCGACGUUGCUCAGCCUGACCAAACAAGAAUCGUCGCCCUCAAUGCGCACAAUUUCCUGAAGAAUGGAGGACAUUUUGUUAUUUCCAUCAAGGCUAACUGCAUUGAUUCAACAGCCGCCCCUGAGGCAGUGUUUGCAUCAGAGGUUAAGAAGAUGAGCACUGAGAACAUGAAACCUCAGGAGCAGCUGACACUCGAGCCAUAUGAGAGAGAUCACGCAGUUGUUGUGGGAGUCUACAGACCGCCACCCAAGCAGAAGAAGUAAGGUUUCUCUGUGGAAAUUUUCAUCACUGUUCACACAUCCUUCGUUCUCCUGAAAUAACUGCUUCUGCCACUAGAUGGACCCAUAGUUUGCAGAUGACAAAAGACUGAUAUAAGUGCACCAUUUUCUCGUGACCAAGGGGUUGGGAGUGUAUCUCUUUUUACCUGAUUGGCACAGGCAACAUAUUCUUUAUGGAGUGUAACUCUGCUCCCGUUUUUCCUUUUGUAUGAUCAUCCUCUGUCAUGAAAUAAUAUACUGUACUGAGAGAUGAAUUGUGUUUUGCUUGUAAGAAUUAUUGGAAGCUAGAUGUGUUAUGUUAACUAAAUCAACAGUUUUCCAUAGCAUACGUUUGUUUCUUUUGAAUAUUUUAGUAAAAAAUUUUAACAAUCAAA